AUGGCUCUGGCCGUGGCAGUGGGCCUCACCCUGCUGGUGAAAGUAUCUGCUGGGCCUCGGGCGGCUGUGGUAGUUGCGGGGGAGGAGUUAAUCCAGAGCGCUUCGCCCCCGACUCUCUUCACUGAGAAGCUUCAGAUGGGUGCCUCCAACUUGGGGCGCCUGGAGAUACUGGGCUCCUGCUGCGGUGCUGCUAGAGGCAAAGCCUUUCAAGUUGUCGGCUCCAUCAACGCGAACACGCUUUAUGGAAGCACAUCCGAUGUUUCGAAGGUCAUCUUCAAGGACGGCAAUUGCAGUGCAAUCGACAAGCAGACCUUAGAUGUUCACAGCAGAGCGGAAUGCGAUUACUUCUAUAUCUAUGAGAACAAGGCCUACGCCCACAACGACUUUGCAGCCAAUUGCGUGCCGGCCACGAUCUGCAAUCAGAAUGUUGUGGGCAUGACCAAGGGCCUCGUAGCAACCUAUGGGGUCAUCUUGCAAAUCUUGCAGCAAAACCUGGGCUCGCUCUACUGGUUGGGCGAGGGUCAGACAAAAGACUGCUUCAAGGCCAUGAACCAGAUUAACAUGGGCAAUACCAACGAGCUCCUUGUCACAAAGCCGGACCUUGUUGUCUUCGGACAUGUCGUCAACUACAAGACAGUCAUGGAGGUCCCAGGCAUGAAGCGGCUUGGAGCGAUAGACUCUUUGAGCAACUGCAAGAACGAUACCACCACGGGCUACCUCUUCGUGCACGAAAACCUUUACUGGUCUAAGCGAAAACAGGAAUUGGACUUGGGGGAGUUCACAGAGUUCAAGCAGGCCGAAGAGCAAAAGAAGUUGGAGAGAGCGAAGAAGAAGGCCAUGGAAGCAGCAGAGAAGGCAGAGAAAGCGCAGAAGGAAGAAGCCGAGAGAGAGGCGAAAAAGCAAAAAGCUGAAAAUCCGCUAAUGGCUCCCAUGCAGGAGCAGAUGGUGACAGCGAUGACGGCACCUAAGUUGAUGGAUGAGGUGAACAAGAUUGGGCAGGCUCCUCUCGCGCCACCGCCGCCGCCGCCUGCCGUCACUGUCGUGACACCGGCUCCCAAAUCCGCGAACAUUGGGCAGGCACCUCCUGUGCCCGUGGUGCCCCCGCCUGCAGUCGCUGUGCCCGUGGUGCCCCCGCCUGCAGUCGCUGUGGUGACACCGGCUCCCAAACCCGCCGCAAAGACGGCGAAAGCCACUGAUAAGGCUGAAGCAGAUGCAAAGCCGAAGGCUGCUGCCCAGACCAGCAAGACACCGUUGCCGACCGUUCCGGCAGCAAAGCCGGUCCAAAUGCCCAGUGCGUUUGCGCAGCAGGUGGACAACAUGCUCAAGGUUGCCCAUUCUGCAAAAGCCGGGACUGAACAGGCUGCGAAAGUCAGCGCCCAAAAAGCCACAGAUUCCGCAGACAAGGCGGUUGAUGCUGCGAAGACCGAUGUGGCGAAGGCCGCUGAGGCUGCAAAAGCCAACUUCAUAAAGGCCGCAGCGGAUGUGAAGUCUGCAGUGACUGCCCCGGAGACAGUGAGCACAAUCGCAAGCCGGCGGCUGUCUGCCGACUUUCUGGUGUAG
Molecule: messenger RNA, 1560 nt
Organism: Symbiodinium pilosum
Lineage: Eukaryota; Dinophyceae; Suessiales; Symbiodiniaceae
Source: the annotation of a GenBank genome assembly